Rhipicephalus sanguineus (brown dog tick) is the source of this 1731-nucleotide messenger RNA. RefSeq lists its product as uncharacterized. Gene Ontology annotation, cellular component: cytoplasm. Gene Ontology annotation, molecular function: ornithine decarboxylase activity. The transcript is spliced from 10 exons. Bases 87 to 1370 code for a protein of 427 amino acids. The record is from RefSeq and is a predicted model, not a curated record. NCBI's taxonomy places the organism in Eukaryota, Metazoa, Arthropoda, Arachnida, Ixodida, Ixodidae.
CUAUAAGAGCUUGUCGGCGCCUUUCAACUUUCCAGCUUCUUCGAGCUUCCAAAAGCCGCCGACGAGUUCUGUGCCUUCAGUUCGAUAUGGGGAUGUGCAAAGGUGAAAGUGGAAUUCCACUGCUGUUCGUUGACGAGGAUGUCGAGGAUGUUGCGCGAACAGUAAUUGAGCGCAAGAUAUACGAAGAUGAAGCUUUCUUCCUUUGUGACAUACGAAAUAUUAAGCACAGAGUCUCUCUCUGGCAGCAAGAGCUACCAGAGAUACAGCCGUAUUACUGUGUCAGAUGCUGCUCAGAUUCAGUUGUGCUGCGCGCUCUCAGCUCAAGCGGAGUAAAUUUUGCGUGUGGGUCCAAGCAUGAAAUGCGAACUUUGCUGGAGAUGGGUGUCAAAGAGAACCGCAUUCUGUACGACAGCAUGACGAAAUGCCCUUCGCAUCUGAACUACGCUGAAAAAUGUGGAGUGCAUCUCAUGUGCUCCGACUCGGCAACUGAUAUGAAAAGGAUCAGAGAUGACAAAGCAAGGUUGCUCCUGCGUAUUGCUGUGCACGAGUCCUCAAAGCAGGCGUUUCUCAAUGAUCAGUUUGGAUGUUCCUUAGAGGAAGCUGAGCAGCUUAUGCACAUUGCGAAGGAAAAUCAGCUGAACAUCGUCGGCGUUUCGUUUGACAUGGGCGUGAUUUCCGUUACCGACGAAGCAUUUUUACUCACACUUAGGAAUGCCCGCUCAGUGUUCGACUUAGGACUGAAGAUGGGUUUUUCCAUGACAGUUCUUAACAUUGGUGGAGGAUUUCUGAUAACUUCACAAAAUAAUGAAGAGUUCGUGCAGGUGUGCCGACUGAUCAGAUCGGCACUUAAGGAAUGCUUCUCAUCAUCAUCGGAACUGACAGUGAUUGCCGAGCCAGGACAAUUUCUGGUGGCAUCAGCCUUCACUCUUGCGACCAAAGUUGUAGCAAAGAGGAGCAAGGGAACGACCCUGAAGGCUGAAUGCGAACAUUACGAAGAGGUCUUUAUCAACGAAAGUAAGUACAACAGUAUCCCCAGAGACGCAAGCGAAGAAACAGGAAUAAGUAUUCGGCCCUUAGCAGAGUACAAUGGCCGGCACCGCGAUGUGUGGACCACCUUCUGGGCCGCCACCAGCAACCCGAGAGACCUCAUAUUCGACCAGCAGCUGUUCUGGCCCGUGCACGUCAACGAUUGGCUCCUUAUCGACAACGUGGGAGCCUAUUCAACGGUGCUAGCCUGUAGCUUCAAUGGCUCGGGCAUGCCUCCAGUCAUCUACGUUGCGUCCACAGAUGACGCUGACAACGUCAGUAAAGGCCUAGCGGCCGCUGCCGUCUGCAGUGGUUACUCUCAGAUGGAGCGCGCAGUCAAGUAAAUCGUAGGCCGCAGAUUAUUAUCUCUUGCUUUGUCGCAUUCAUUGUCACUCGACAGGACGGUAGUGGUCGGCAUUCGCUGAUGAAAGCAGAGACAACGGUUUGUGAGCAAAUGUUAACAAUAAACUGCCAGAAACCUCAGACAAGUUAUCCUCCAUGGAUAUUAUCCUGUUCUCUGAGCUCCAUGCGCAUGAUAGGAAUUGAAAAACUACACCCAACAGCAUGAACCUGCUACGGACUAGAACUUUACCCCUUUCAUCGAAAGCUUAUUCAUCGCGUGUGUUGGCCACCUUCAUUAGAAACUUUCCUGAUCAAAGCGAACUCGUUUGAAAAGGACUGAUUCUUACGACUGAACAGCGCAUA